Molecule: messenger RNA, 2185 nt
Organism: Cucumis melo (muskmelon)
Lineage: Eukaryota; Viridiplantae; Streptophyta; Magnoliopsida; Cucurbitales; Cucurbitaceae
Product: zinc finger protein CONSTANS-LIKE 6-like
Exons: 2
Coding region: 830-2041 (403 amino acids)
Biological process (GO): regulation of DNA-templated transcription
Cellular component (GO): nucleus
Molecular function (GO): protein binding; zinc ion binding
Source: RefSeq, a predicted model, not a curated record
AACCGUCAGAGUUCAAAUCCCUUACUGGAUUAGGAAAUCUAUAUAUAUCAGAUUUUUUCCCAAUAUUCCCAAUCUUAGUUGCUUAUAUAAUACUUGCAAGUGUGCAUAUAUAUAUAUAUAUAAAAUGUCGACUGAUUUGAUCAGCUGGAACUGGGCUGAGAAAAUCUUCUUCUUUUCUGGGAAAAGAUAAAAAGUGGAGAAAGUUUAUCCUCAAUGUAGACUGAGAAGAAGAAGCCGAAAAGUAUGGGAUUAGACAGAAGGUAAUGGAUAAUGCAAUUUGGAGAUGGGGGGCCCUAAACAAGAUCUCAACUUUUAGUUGAACCAAAAAUAAAAGUGUCCCUUUCACAGGGAGAAAGAUGUGUGAUGGGUUGGUUUCGGAGUUUUCCUCAUCCCCUCUUAAUUAGGGUGCCCCACAAAUUUAGGCAGCCAAUCAGAGAACAAGCCUUUGGAUGAACUUUGAUCCUUCAACCAAUGAAGAAGUGGAUAAGGCCCUUCUGUCUGACCCACACACUGCAAGUCCCUUUUUUAGUAAAAAAGUGCCCAAAAGUGCAAUUCUUUCCCAGUCGACACUCUUCUCUGUUGUGAUUUGUGAAUUUAACUGUAAAAGCGCAGUCUGUGGGGCAUACCCUUGGCCCCUCGAUGGUGUCCUGUUAAAAUAUUUUCUCGUGAACUUUUUAUAAAAUAACACCAACUAGUAGAAAAUAUCAGACUCGGUCUCUAUGUACAGUGUUCAAUUUGAAGGCCGAGAGUUGAGUUUUUAAUACAAACUCACAUUCUGAUCUGAGUUUCUAGUCUAUUGACUCCUGACGUUUCUGGUUAUUUGAAUCCAAUGACGACAAGGAAAAGUGUGGAGAAAACAGCAGAGGGAGGCAAGACUGCCAGAGCCUGUGAUAGCUGUAUCAGCAAGCGGGCUCGGUGGUACUGCGCUGCCGAUGAUGCUUUUUUGUGCCAAGCUUGUGAUGCUUCAGUUCACUCCGCCAACUCCUUGGCUCGUAGACAUGAGCGAGUUCGUCUCCAAACUGCCUCGUUCAGACCCUCUUCAGACAACUCCUCUGCUGCCUCAUGGCACCAGGGCUUCACCAAAAAGCCACGGUCGCCUCGAAUAGGAAAGACUGCUCCGGCCAGGAAACCAUUUCCACAGGUACCGGAGGUUAGUGCUAAAGAAGAAUCUGAAGAACAAGAACAGCUUCUCCUUCAUAGAGUUCCUGUAUUGGGAGCCGAUUCAAAGGAUGGCAAUUUGGCAAGUUUUGUUGGAGAAAAAGAAAGCUCAAAUGGUUAUCUCUCGUAUGAUAUGGAUCCUGCUGAAUUUGCAGCUGAUGUUGAGAGUUUAUUGGGAAACUCGCUUGAUAAUGAGUGCUUUGAUAUGGAAGAACUGGGGCUAGCAGCUUCCAAAGACCACUCAUUGACUAAAGAUGAUUAUUCUUUAAACAGCCACGAAAUUAUUAAGAUUGAACCCGAUGAGAUUGAGGAAUUAACUCCGAUGCUCGGCUCAGAAGCCGAUACAAUGAGGGAGCCAUUUGAGCUGAACUUUAUGGACUUUGGCAGCAAUCCGACAACGUGCGGUGAGGACGAAGACAAGGUGAUGAUGGAAGUCAUGGCAGUGGUGAAGAACGGUGAACUUGAGAUGGAAGAGACAAAGGUUGUUAAAAACAAAAAGAAAAUAUCAUUGAGUUUGGAUAGUGAAGCAGUGAUUAUAGCUUGGGGGAGUAGAGGAACUCCAUGGACAUCCGGCGAUCGACCGAAUCUCGACCUCGAUUAUUACUGGCCAGACUACAUGGGUACGUAUGAGAGUGAUUGUUACUAUCAGCCUUAUGGGGAGUUUGGCAGCGGAAUUGGACGACACGCGGUGACCGGAGUUGAAGGAGAGAGAGAAGCACGAGUGUCAAGGUACAGAGAGAAGAGAAGGACGAGAUUAUUCGCAAAGAAAAUAAGAUAUGAAGUUAGGAAAUUGAAUGCAGAGAAGAGACCGAGAAUGAAAGGGAGGUUUGUGAAGAGAUCGUCAUGCUUUGCGCCACCACCUUUGCCUUUAUUUAAUCAAUGAAUUAAUUAUUAACAUAUAGUAUAUAUAUUUUCAAUCUGUGCUUGUUUGUAAUUUAAUCGCCAAUUUUGAUUUUGUACCACUAAUUUUAUACAAUAAAUGCCUUUUAUCCAAAGUUCCGUAUUCAUCGGAUAAUUUGGAGUUGAA